GAAGGGAGGGAGGGAGACAAGCAGCAGGGAAGCUUCUCCUGCCAGCCCUUUAUUAUUAUUGUCUGUCCACCCACAACAACAGAUCCGAUCUCACAGGAUCCCGGGCUCACUGCACACAGCAGGAUAGGAAGCAACAGGCUGCAGGAAGAGUCGAGUCCCCGGUGCCUGGCGGUCAGGUAGGGCGGGGAGGGGACAAAUAAGGAAAUUGUCAGCCGGGGAUCCAGGGAAGGUGACGGAGUCCUAACAAGGCGAGAUCCGUCCUCUCCGGACAGGUGACUCCAUCCGAGGGGGCUGAGAAGUGGGAGAUCGGCCGGGAGGAGGAGAGACAGUGAGCUGUGUGCACCGAUCCCCGGACAUGUGUCACCUGCUCUCCAUAUUGGAUCGCCAGGAGGGGCGGCCAUGGCCAUUGUACUGGGACAGAUAGCACGGCCCUCUAUGGACUCCUGGAGCCGGAACUCUCCUCAUUAGGGACCUAUUACCUCCAUUCAUACCAAGAAGAAGUUCCCUCUGCACCAGCCUAACCCUGAUCUGAUGCCCCUACAAGCCUAACCCUAAUCUGAUAUCUUACUACCCCUGGAUCUGAGAUCUUCACCAGCCUAGACCUAAUCGGAGGUCUUUGCAACGUAACCCUGAUCGGAGGUCAACGUAACCCUGAUCGGAGGUCAACGUAACCCUGAUCUGAUGUCCCUACAAGCCUAACCCUUAUCUGAUAUCUUACUACCCCUGGAUCUGAUAUCUUCACAAGUCUAGCCCUGAUCGGCGAUCUUCGCAGCGUAACCCCGAUCGGAGAUCUUCGCAGCGUAACCCUGAUCGGAGUUCUUCGCAGCGUAACCCUGAUUGGAGGUCUUCACAGCAUAACCCUGAUCUGAAGUCUUCACAAGUCUAAGCCUAAUCCUAUAUUCUCGGAAGCCUGGCACUGAUCUGAGGUCUUCAAAAACCGACCCCUGAUUUGACGUCUUGACUACCCUACCUCUGAUCUGAGGUGUCCACAAACCUACCUGUGAUCUGAGGUCUUUACAAACUUACCCCUGAUUGGAGGUCUCCGCCAGCCUGCCCCUGAUCGAAGGGUCUCCGCCAGCCUGCCCCUUAUCGGGGGUCUCUGCCAGCCUGCCCCUGAUCGGAGGUCUCCACCAGCCUGCCCCUGAUCGGAGGUCUCCGCCAGCCUGCCCCUGAUCGGAGGUCUCCGCCAGCCUGCCCCUGAUCGGAGGUCUCCACCAGCCUGCCCCUGAUCGGGGGUCUCCGCCAGCCUGCCCCUGAUCGGAGGUCUCCGCCAGCCUGCCCCUGAUCGGAGGCAAAUGGUUUCUGCUGAUUUUAUGUGUUAUGCACUAUUAAGUUCAAGAGUUGCUGAUUUGUAUUUCUAUUUGGAUUAACGGCAGUAGGGGGCUCAGUACUUGGGACCACUGUGAUGUGGUUCGAACUUUAGUACAUCUAUAGCACUAGAAGUAUCGGGACGUCACUGGCAGAGCAUGGAGAACCUGGAGACCAGAGGUGGGAGAGAGAGGUUUCUACCAGAUGACAUGAGAACUCAUCCAGGCUUGGUGGACCAAGGACACAACAUGAUGAUGGAGAGGAAACUAGUGGAGGGCUACAAGUUUGUGCAUGUGUCUCUUACUGGUGGUGCUCCCUGGGGAUUUACUCUGAAAGGUGGAAGAGAACAUGGGGAACUUCUAAUCAUCACAAAGGUUGAAGAAGGGAGUAAAGCUGCUGAGAUCAUAAUGGCAGGGGAUGAAAUUGUCAAUAUAAAUGAUAUACCACUCUCAGGUUAUCGCCAAGAGGCAAUCUGUCUGGUGAAAGGAUCACAUAAGACAUUAAAAAUGGUUAUUAAGAGGAAGAAUGAUAUUGCUUAUAGACCCCAUUCCUGGCAUUCAGCGAAAUUUAUUGAAAGCCCCAUGGAAACUUUGACUGCACAACUAUCAAAUUCCAAUUUUAAUCCUUCAUGGAAUUCCCAAUACCACUCCAGUUCUUCAUCGCAUGACUUGUCAAGCUCUUGGGACCAAGCCAACUUGCAGAGAAGUUCUGGGCAUUUCAGCUCAGUGGGAAGUAUGGACAGUAUUGACCAAACCUACCAGUCUGGAAGAUUGUCUUCUUCCAAAUCGAAUAACAGCAUAGACUACUUAGGUAACCAGAAUAAGAGGGAUUCGGCAUAUGGUUCUUUUUCUACAAGUUUCAUCACUCCUGACCACAGUUUAUCCAAGAACAAUUCUGCUUCCAGUGAAAAUAUCUUGUAUCAAAUUAAUGAAUGGGACAAUGGCAAACCAACACACAGCAAAGCCGGACAAGUUUUACAGGAUCCUAGAAAAGCAGAUGAUAGGCAAGGAUACCAAUCUCCAUCCAUAUCCUAUGAAAGUACCAAACCACAACGAACAGAUGACAUUGCUGAGUCAAGACAUUCUGGACGCUCAAACUUUGGGCCUGUAUGGCAUGUUCCUGAUAAAAGAAAAAACGCUUCCUCACCCCCUCCCCCACCUCCUCCACUUCGCAGUGACAGUUAUGCUGUUACAAAAAACCAUGAGAAACCUGCACCUAUGCAUUCCGAGUUAACAAGCACACAGCACUUUAAUGUUGCAAAUAGGUCUAAUCCAAGACCUGACUGGAAUUCAGAGAUUCCAGAUUAUCAACAAAGACUUUUAAGAGCCCCUGAUAGAAGAAUAAGUAAUUCUUCUUAUCAGUCUGAAAUCCAUUUGGAUCAAAUAGCAUCUUAUAAAGAAAAAUACCAAAAUAGUGUACCACAUUCCAGUCGGUUACAGUCUUCUCAGUCUACAAAUGAUGUUAGGUUUGCUCAGCCCUCUUAUAAUUACCAUCACCAGCGUCAAUACAGCGAUGAAAGCACCUUCUUUCAAAAUACAAGAGUGUCACAAUCGCAACCACAGCAAGUGGCCUUUUCUUCUGGAAGUUAUGAGGUGGCUUCAGGCCAACCACAUGUUUACAGUGCGCAUCACACUAGAGCUCCCAGUUCUUCUGAGUGCAGCACUGGGGAAAGGGUAAGAGGGGAUAGUAAUGCACCAAGCCGAAUUACUAGUGCAAGUUUAAAACAGCCGCCUCAGGUAACCAUCUCGCAUCAUCAGUAUAAAGAGGAGUAUGGCAAAUCCGAAGUCUCUUCUGAUACAUGGUCCACACAGCAAGAUGUUGGGGACCUAAAGACUGGUUACUCUCUACCUCAGCAAAACAAUCAUCUUUCAUUAGAAAACUGUGAUAUCUAUAGUUCAAAAGUGAUAGAGAAAAAAGAUUUUUACUCAACUAGUAAUGAAAGGAUGAAGACUAGAAAAAAUAAUGACUAUCAUGAAGGACACUAUAGCAAUCAUAAUACAUCACAACAAGACCUUACCACCAAGCAAGUGUCACCAAGUAAAUUUAGGUCACAUCCUGAAGAAUAUUGCUGGAAUGACCAAGACGACAGCAAGAUCACACCUCAGAAUACACCAAUGCUGCAUUCUUUAACUCAGGAAGGAAGAAAUCGAUCGGUUAGCUCUCCAGAUACCAAUGAAAAAUACACCGUCAACGACCCAGCUAAACAAUCCCGACGAAGUGAUCGUUUUGCAACCACUUUGAGAAAUGAAAUACAACAAAGAAGAGCUCGCCUUCAAAAAAGCAAAAGUACAGCAACUUUAACAGAAGCUAAUGAGGGGGACAGUAUAGAAGACUGGAGUCCAGAUUCUCCAGAAAGUGUGACACCUUCCUCGGAUGGCACCUUUUCAAACACAUACAAGAACCAUUUAAAGGAGGCCCAGGCAAGAGUUCUUAGAGCCACUUCCUUCAAACGCCGAGAUCUAGAGCCUGUGAUUUUGGAUUCUUCGCCUUUUCCAGAGCAAAGUAACCAGGGAUAUAGCAUUUCAAAACAUGCUUUUUAUACUGAGGCCACGCCCUACCCUGGUGAGCAAGUUCAACUUAAGCAAAAUGCACCAGUGAGCAGUUCUCAAAAUGUAACUCGUAUUGGUGGCAGAAAAAGGUUUACAGCACAGCAAAAGCUUAAGUCUUAUUCAGAGCCUGAAAAGAUGAAUGAAGUUGGAAUUUAUGAGGAUAGUAAGAAAAGUGAUUCUGGUACAUCCCGAGAAGCUGUUGGCUCUUUUGCAGACAGAUGGAAAUUUUUUGAAGAGACUAGCAAGUCUACAAAGUCCAGACCUACUCCAAAACCAACUCCCCCUAUUGUCACAGAAGAAAAUCAUGAAACAUGCUAUGCUAAGGAUUAUGAGAAUGUACCAAGAGAAUCUUGGCUUGAGAAGAGGUCUCGUGCUGCUUCUUUGGGAGCUGAAAAAAUAAUUGAUAUGGAUAGGAACCCUAAAGAUCACCAUCACGGGGUUAGUUCUAAAGGGAUUGAUACUGCACAACAGCUUUACAGGUUAGAAACUUUUGCAGAAUAUCAAGCAUCAUGGAAAGAACAGAAAAAGCCAUUAGAAAGAAAAAAUUCAGGCCGAUGUCAUUCUGCUGACAAUAUUCUCGAUGCUGGUAUUGACCAAAAUGAAAGAUCUCAAUAUAUCCACGAAAGAUCCAGAUCAUCUCCUACAACAGAUUUCUAUGCACAGGGAGCAAUUGUCGACACGAAGAAGCAGACAGCCGACGAGAGGGAAAAUGCUGAGGACGCUUGCUUGUCACACUGCAGCAGUAGCGGAGGGAGCUCUUCAGUAAGGAUUGCGGAGACAGAGGAUAGAGGAUACCCAUCAGCAGAAAGAGAGGAUAGUUUAUGUGACAACAAACACAAGCUGACAAGUAAAUCCUCGGAGAUCUCAGACACCGUGAAUGUACCCCAAGAAAGCAGGGCAAGAUCUGGGACCCUCCCCAGUGAUUACAGAUUUGUGAAUGAAAAUGUGAGAUAUAAAAGCAAAGACUUCAGCUAUUCAGCUUCUCCUAUUUUAGAAAAUCAGUCUGACAUCAAGAAUUUUCCCCAAAUUGGCGAAGAAAACCAGUGGCAAGAUGUGUUACCUGUGAACAAGAAAAGGGGGCCAGCACCUCAAAGACCUCCUCCACCCAAGCUUGACAAAUACUGGAGGCAGAGCGGUUCUUCAUCUUCUCUUGCCACUUCCACAGAAUCCUUACUGACAACAACACAAGGGAAAAGUGGUCCUCUUUAUUCUCCUGCAAGCCUAGAUGCUGUUAAGCCAGAGACGACGCCUUGCCACAGUCCGGGGGUGCCUUUGGAUAAACACUUAAGUGUCCCUUUGCACAACCCCCAACUCUCUGGGUCACUAGAGAAUGUUGGGCCGCACCUAGAGAAAAAACAAAGCAAUUCUGAGCCUGAAAGGUCUCCAAAGCCUUGCUAUCUGCAAAAACCUGGGAUGGAACCUUCACGAUCACCUUCACCUCAGUUUGCUCCACAAAAGCUUACAGAUAAACCUCCAUUCAUGAUUCAGGAUGAAAACAAGGCCAGGAUUGAAAGAGUGAUAGACAACACUACAGUGAAGAUGGUCCCCAUCAAGAUUGUUCAUUCUGAAAGUCAUGCAGAGAAGGAAAGCAGGAAUAACUUGCUGAGUGCAAUUGAGCCUUCUGCCUUACACACUGCUGUUGGUAAAGAUCAGCUUAAGACUCUCAGCAUCUCCGAACAAUCCUAUUCUCGCUUUUGUGCUUACACAAGGCAAGGGCAGGAUCCAGAAGAACAGUGCAAAAUAACAGACGGUCAACCAGUCCUGGAACCCUCUGAAAACAUAAGAGAGGGAGCAGUGUCUUCUCUUCUAAGUAGUAACUCCAAGAGCAAGGACUUGAUUUAUGCAGACUUGAAAUCAGAAGAACUGGUAAGAGAAAUAGUAGGUAAAGACAAGUCUCUUGCAGACAUUUUAGAUCCUAACACCAAAAUGAUGACAACAAUGGACCUCAUGGAAGGAAUAUUCACAAAGGAUGAAAAUCUCCUAGAAGAAGCCCAACAACGCAGAAAGCUGUAUCCAAAGGUUCCUUCUCCAAGACCUCCGGAAGAAAAAAAAGAGGACCCGAAUAUGGCUGCAGCAAUCUCGUUGACAACCAGCUCUUCAUACUACAGCACUUCUGCACCCAAAGCCGAGCUUCUCAUUAAAAUGAAAGAUAUGCAAGAGCAGCAGCCUAUUGAGGAGACUUCUGAGGAAGAGCUGGGCCACAACUUAUGUGAAAAAAAGCAAGAACUUAUAGACAGUAUAAGCAGGAAGCUGCAAGUCUUGCGGGAUGCUCGGGAAACCCUCUUGGAGGAUAUCCAGUGUAACAAUGCUUUAGGCGAGGAGGUUGAGGUCAUCGUCAAAGAGGUCUGUAAACCAAAUGAGUUUGAUAAGUUUCGGAUGUUCAUCGGGGAUCUGGAGAAGAUCGUCAAUCUUCUACUGUCUCUAUCUGGAAGGCUUGCUCGAGUGGAAAAUGCCCUAAAUAAUUUGGAUGAAACUGCCUCCCAAGAAGAGCGGCGGACCCUAGUUGAGAAGAGGAAGCUGCUGACAAGACAACAUGAAGAUGCAAAGGAACUGAAAGAGAACUUGGACCGCCGAGAGCGCACCGUUUAUGAAAUUUUGGCGAACUACCUUAACGAGGAAAACAUUGCAGACUAUGAGCACUUUGUGAAGAUGAAAUCCGCCCUCAUCCUGGAACAACGAGAACUGGAAGACAAAAUAAAGUUGGGAGAAGAACAACUCAAAUGCCUAACUGAUAGUCUCAUCAUAGAGCGUGUUAAAUAGCGAAUGGCAGAGCCAAAGCUGGACUUCUGGCCGGCCUAUACCGCACAUUUCCUCAUUUCCAUAUGUGACUGUGUUACACAGAAUGAAAACAUACCUUUCUAGCAAUAAUGAUUGGAAAACAUAUUUAAUUUUUUUUUUUUUUUAUGUUGGACUGUACAUGGACUAUUUUAGAUCUAUAGGUGUUUCUAUUAGAAAUGCAGAUUUAAAUGUACAAUUUUAAAUUCUCCACAUAGUAAAUUCUGUUACAAUAUCCUGCAUGUAGCCAGCAUCCUUGUGUCACAUAUAAUAGUAGGUCGUCCUACAGCACAGCGAUGAAUCAAGUGACCACAGAUUUAACCUUCUGGAAAUUUGUUCUCUGUAACCCUGAAAGACUGAAUAGCUAUGACAACCUUUUUAUUUUGCUGUCUCAUUAUUCUUUUCUGAUCUCAUCUCACCACAGUUAUGAAGAAAUUUUUAUCCUGUUGAAAAUCUGCUGUUUGUCACCGUUUCUCCUGGGAAAAAAAAUAAUAAACAGCAUAAAACAUAUGCGGUCGGCAUCAAUUUGAUUUCAUGGAGUGAGAGAAAAAGAAAACCAUAAAAAGUUUAAAGGAAUUCUCAAGGCGCCACGAUUUAAAGCACAACAAAAACAUUACAUUCCUAAAUGUCAGAUAAUUUGAAGUAAAAACACUCUUCAGUUA
This is a messenger RNA of Rana temporaria (common frog), 7294 nucleotides long. RefSeq names its product shroom family member 2 (gene SHROOM2). The transcript is spliced from 11 exons. NCBI's taxonomy places the organism in Eukaryota, Metazoa, Chordata, Amphibia, Anura, Ranidae. The coding region runs from base 1467 to 6617 and encodes 1716 amino acids. The record is from RefSeq and is a predicted model, not a curated record. Gene Ontology annotation, cellular component: cortical actin cytoskeleton; apical plasma membrane; adherens junction. Gene Ontology annotation, molecular function: actin filament binding. Gene Ontology annotation, biological process: actin filament organization.